Trichoderma breve is the source of this 573-nucleotide messenger RNA. RefSeq lists its product as uncharacterized. The transcript is spliced from 2 exons. The record is from RefSeq and is a predicted model, not a curated record. The coding region runs from base 1 to 573 and encodes 190 amino acids. NCBI's taxonomy places the organism in Eukaryota, Fungi, Ascomycota, Sordariomycetes, Hypocreales, Hypocreaceae.
AUGAGCUGCGCGGGAAGUACGCUGACCCAGGGCAUCACCACGCAAUAUCCGCAGGACUUCGACGCCGUAGUCUUGUCUGGCACCAGCGCCAGUGCUGCCUCAGUCGCACUAACCGUCGCAGCCUUCAACUUCAUUGAGGCAAAUACAGACCCGGCACCCCAGUUCAAAAACUUGCCCGCGGGCUUCUUGACGCAGCAGUCGGCUACCGGUAUCCAGUUUGCCUUCUACAGGUACCCAAACUAUGAGGAGGAUGUGUUCAGAAAACAGGUUGCCAACAAGCAGACGAAUACGCUGGGAGUCCUGCUCACGCUGGGAGGCAUCGUUGCACCGUCAACAGAGUUCACUGGGCCAGUCCAGAUUGUCAAUGGUCAACAUGAUCUCGUCUUCUGCGGCGGCAACUGUCUCUACCCGACGGAUCAAAACGUCGUGACUAUGUCUACAUUCUAUCCAGCCGCGUCGAAAGGAAGUCAAACGUAUAUCGCGGCGGGUGCUGGGCAUGCCAUUGCCGCCCACAAGAGUGGGCCAGAUAGCUUCCAGAAGAUGAUCCAAUUCUUAAAGACAAACAACCUGUGA